AUCGCGAAAGCCUCGGAGAAGCAGCGGUAGCUCUGGCCUUCUUGAUUCGGGUUGGCUUUCUAAAAAAUUGAAGAGGAGGAGGAGGACGAGGAGAGGGAGCUCCUGGAAAAGUCGUGCAGCCAGCAGUCGCCAGAGAGAGGGGAGGGAGGGAGAGAGAGAGAGAGAGAGUAGUAGUAAGGAGGGAGGUGAACUGGUCGGUGAAUGCAAACAGCCGCGGCGGCAGUCCGGCGUCCCCUGGAAAGCAGGACCGCUCAGAAUCCUGCCCACGCCGCGAGGGGAGGGGUGGGGGGGGUUUGGUGGUGGGGGUGUCGAAGAGCAACAGCCGCGGGAGGAGAAGGAAGGGAAGCCGGCAGAACCACCUUGAAGACGUCCAGCUGUCCCAGGCGCGUCUCGGGAUCUGUCCUGGCGCCGGCACGCGCGUAUACACACACACACACACACACACACACACACACGGACACACACGCAUCUCUACGCACGUGGGCGCUUUUCGCCUCCGCUCGCGGCUGGACACCAAGCCCCUGUGCAGAAAGGGGGGGGGACCGACGCACUGAUUCCCAGAAGGGGGGCAUCCCCCCCCCACCCCGGACCUCCUUUCCUCCGCCUGCCAGUCGGUGCCAUCUCAAGUUGGAGCGUGGGAGCUUGUGGGCAGCAGGGCGCCCAGUCUCUGGAGCCCUCGCUUUAAGUGGCGGCCAGUUUCCCUGCUUUUCUUCCCUCCUCCACGCACUUCUUCAACUCUUUAAGAUUUUUCUUUUUGUAUGUACCAGGCGUGAUUUCCCCCUCCUCCCCUCAACGUUUUUGGGAUUUUAUUAUCUCUUUUCUCUGUUUGGUAGCCGGGAAGAAAAAAAGCAACACAGUUUCCUGUUUUUAAGCAACAUUUGCAACCUGUUCCAUUUCUUUUAUUAUUAUUAUUAUUAUCAUCAUUCUUAUUAGGCGCUAUCUAUUGCAGGUUAUUAUUAUUUUUGUUUUAAUAGAAAGCAAUUGCUGGCUUGAACCCGCCACCUUUGCUGGAGCAUCUCAUCUGCUCGCAAACUCACUCUUGGACUUGCAACCAAUUCAAGCAGUUUGGCGGACCGGCCACUUGGCAUAUGCUAUCUGGACUCGCGAUCUGUUGCAUUUAUUCUUUCGAUCCUUCGGGUUGUUGUUUUUUUAUUUGUUUUUUGUUUUAAAGAAGAUCUGAACCUUGUUUGCACAUCUUAAACUGCCGCGGAGAAAAUUCCAGGAAACAUUUUGGUCCUUUCUUUGUGGGAGAAGCCGAACGAAAAGAAGCGUGUUUUGGGUUUUAUUUUAUUUUUCACCUUUAAACCGUUUUUUUUCCCCUUCCCAAAAAUGCACUGCUAUCUCCUGAGCGUGUUCGUCACCCUGGAUCUGGCCACGGUGGCCUUUGCUCUCUCUACGUGCAGCACCCUAGACACUGACCAGUUCAUGCGUAAGCGGAUCGAAGCGAUCCGAGGCCAAAUCCUGAGCAAACUGAAACUCACCAGCCCCCCGGAAGAGUACCCCGAGCCCGAGGAGGUUCCUCCGGAGGUCAUCUCAAUCUACAACAGCACAAGGGACUUGCUGCAGGAGAAAGCGAACCACAGAGCAGCCUCUUGUGAAAAGGAAAGGAGCGAUGAGGAAUAUUACGCCAAAGAGGUUUACAAAAUUGACAUGGGGAGUUACCACCCUUCGGCAAAUUUCAUCUCAACAAGCAAUCAAAACCCAUACUUUAGAAGAGUGAGAUUUGAUGUCUCAGCGAUGGAGAAAAAUGCUUCCAACUUAGUGAAAGCAGAAUUUAGAGUCUUCCGCUUACAGAAUCCGAAAGCUCGUGUAUCAGAACAACGGAUAGAACUGUAUCAGAUGAUCAAAAAUAAAGAUCCCACAUCACCAACACAACGUUAUAUUGAUAGCAAAGUCGUGAAAACAAGAGCUGAGGGAGAAUGGUUAUCUUUUGAUGUAACUGAGGCUGUACAUGAGUGGCUCCACCACAAAGACAGAAAUUUGGGGCUUAAGAUCAGUUUACAUUGCCCAUGUUGUACAUUUGUGCCUUCAAAUAACUAUAUUAUCCCAAAUAAAAGUGAAGAAUUAGAGGCAAGAUUUGCAGGUAUUGAUGACCACCCUUAUUCCAGUGGUGAGAAAGCUUUAAAGUCCAGUAGGAAAAAAUACAGUGGGAAGAGCCCACAUCUUCUGCUAAUGUUAUUACCCUCCUACAGACUUGAGUCGCAACAAUCCAGUCGGCGGAAGAAGCGUGCUUUAGAUGCUGCCUAUUGUUUUAGGAAUGUGCAAGAUAACUGCUGUCUACGUCCAUUUUAUAUUGAUUUCAAGAGAGAUCUUGGAUGGAAAUGGAUACAUGAACCUAAAGGAUAUCAUGCAAAUUUCUGUGCCGGAGCUUGUCCCUAUUUAUGGAGCUCAGAUACUCAGCACAGUAGAGUGCUUAGCUUGUAUAACUCAAUCAACCCAGAAGCAUCUGCAUCUCCAUGCUGUGUAUCCCAGGAUCUGGAACCCCUCACUAUCUUGUAUUACAUUGGCAAAACACCCAAAAUUGAACAGCUGUCAAACAUGAUUGUAAAGUCUUGCAAAUGCAGCUAAAGGAGCAUAGUUUGGAAUAUGUAUAUUUUUUUCCCCUCUGGAAAGAAAGGAAGAAAAAAAACAUUCAAAAAGAAGGAAACAAAAAAAUACAUCAUCUGUGGCUUUUAAAAAGAAAAAGAAAAGAAAAAAACAAAACGGUACUAGUCUGACUGGAUUGAAACUUGGUUU
Messenger RNA from Pseudonaja textilis, 2736 nucleotides. It is a transcript of the gene TGFB2, whose product is annotated as transforming growth factor beta 2. NCBI's taxonomy places the organism in Eukaryota, Metazoa, Chordata, Lepidosauria, Squamata, Elapidae. Gene Ontology annotation, biological process: transforming growth factor beta receptor signaling pathway; regulation of cell population proliferation. The record is from RefSeq and is a predicted model, not a curated record. Gene Ontology annotation, cellular component: extracellular region. Gene Ontology annotation, molecular function: cytokine activity; transforming growth factor beta receptor binding; growth factor activity.